CAAUUCGUGAAUUAAACGUGAAUUCUAAAGGCUGUUCAGCUAUCACGGUCAGCUGAAAAAAAUCGAUCGAUUGAUUAACUCGUAAGACGUUUCAAAGAUGGGAGACAAUGAGGACAAAAUCGGACUGAAACUGGCGGAAAUAUCAAUCAACAAGUUCAACCAAACUAUUCCGCAGUAUCUCAACCUGCUAAAGAACCACAAGUGCAACAUCGAGAAGGCGAGCUCGCUCAAGGACUGGGACCGGAUCAAGCGCGAGCAGAUUAAUGCGACGCGGGUUAUCAAACAGAUGAAGUAUCUGAUCCUGGAGAUCGAUAAAGUGCGCUCCCGGAUCCGGCAGGGCGAUUUAGAACGGUUCGACCAGUCGAUAGAGGAUGCGAAGAAGAAUGCCUUCACGGCGAUGGGCGAGUAUUUGGAGGCGCAGCAAAAAAUCGUUUCUCGAACACAGUCAACGUACAGCUUCACGGAUGAGGAAUAUUACACGAGACAGGAACAACAGGAUAACCAGUAUGGCCGCCGGUUGGUGCAUGUCCCUGAGAUAACGAGCUCCUACAACCGGGAGGCCGAAGACCUCCGACAAAGGGAAGAGUGCCUCAAAGAAAUGGAAACGCUCCAGCAGGAGAUUGUCGACAUUCAGGAUCUCUUCCAAACGGUGCACUCGAUGACGCGCGAUCAGGCCCAGAUGGUGGAUGCGGUGGAGGAAAACGUCGAAGUGACGCUGGGCCACGUGGAGCAAGGUGAAACGUCUCUCAGGAGAGCACUGAAGUACAAGAAAGCCAUCUAUCCGAUGUUCGGCGCACUGCUGGGGUCCUGCAUUGGUGGCCCGGUUGGUUUGAUUGUUGGAUUGAAGGCGGGCGGCUUGGCGGCCCUCGGCGGAGGGCUAGUCGGAUUUGCCGGGGGGAAAUACAUCAAGGAGGAAGGCGCUGAAGAGGUUGUUGACGCGAUAGACGGUGGCGACAAAGCGUUCGAAGUAGAAGCAAAUGGAGUGGCCUUGACUGCGGACAUGGAUCAGGCCAUUUGCGUGAGGAAAGAAUGACAAUUUGGGCGGUUUUGUUCAAUUCAGUAAUGGUGUUGGUUGGAAUUGCAAUUCUCGUCGAAUUUCAGUUGUUGACCAGCUCGAAUUUGUUUUUCGUUAGGUAAAAUCAUUUUGUAUUUUCGAAAAGUUCUAGAUUCGAAUAUUGAAUUGUUGAAGUGUUAGGCCAAACGAUAAA
Messenger RNA from Armigeres subalbatus, 1208 nucleotides. RefSeq names its product syntaxin-17 (gene Syx17). The transcript is spliced from 2 exons. Gene Ontology annotation, biological process: vesicle-mediated transport; intracellular protein transport; vesicle fusion. The record is from RefSeq and is a predicted model, not a curated record. Bases 98 to 1033 code for a protein of 311 amino acids. Lineage: Eukaryota; Metazoa; Arthropoda; Insecta; Diptera; Culicidae. Gene Ontology annotation, molecular function: SNARE binding; SNAP receptor activity. Gene Ontology annotation, cellular component: membrane; SNARE complex; endomembrane system.